AUGAAUAUGUUUGGUGAACAAGCAACCCAAUGGUCUGCUCCCGGUAAUUUUGAAUCAAAUUUAGCAUUCCUCCAUUCGCAAGGUCAAUCUGACACCAGAAUUGUUCACGACCAAUAUCAAUACCAAGGCGCACCGAACCCACCAAGUUAUCCACAAGACACUAUUGUUUCAAGUCUAGGACUAUUUGGCAUGUUUCCAUUCAUUGGCUACCCACAGGACCAGGAGCACAACUUUCAGCUGAAUAAAAAUUCUGCAGAGCCAGCGGCAGAACCCAUUGCAGUUUCUCCCAAGUCGCUCAGUUUUUGCGGCCCACAGAUGACGGGACCCCUCACUCCGACCGCCGGUUUGGGGCUACACACAAGUCAACUGAUUCAGCCAGAAGCCUUCAAGAGUAGUUUCAGCAUAAUUGGAUACGGCUCCACCACUCCAUCCACAACAUAUGAGAAUAAUGAGGGCGGGAAUAUGGGGUACGAAACUGGAACCUCAUAUCAAGUAAACAACGAAAAUGUUGGGCUUACAAAAGAAGAGUUUAACUAUGCAUUCAAUUCGGGUUUCAAAUCUGAUCUUGAUAGUUCCAUGAGUACAGAUAACCCACCAGCCAGUCUAGAAAGAUCACAACUUGACCAACAUGGCCUCUAUGGCCCAGAUAUCAGCCACUUGCUUGAUUCAAUCUUCAAGGAAUCUGCGUCGAUGCCGGUUGACUCUACUAGAGAUGAUUGCCUCCCCGGGUAUAAACCUCCAACUCUCGUUCAGCAAGUAGGGUUAAACUUACCAACACGAAAUCAGAUUAAUGUCAAUUCUCACCAGCGCCCGGAGAGAGGUCAUCAAGCCGGUGUCUUGAAACCACUUCAAAAUAGAACGCCAGAAGCCUUAGGCGGCAUUUCUGACCAAGAAAUGAAACCAGCCAACAAACAGCUUCCCAAAUACUUCCCUGGCGAGAAUCCCGAGAUUCUAGAACUUCCGAGAAUCGCCCGUAACCCCCCAAACAACUUCCCGAACGACAUUGGAACAGAUCAAUUCCAAAAGCGCAAGUUCUCAGACGAAGAAGCGGACCAAAGUUUUAUCUCUUGUCGUACAAUCAAAACCACUCGUCGUGUGAUGACAGGAGGGAAGAAUUCCCGAGGAGCCGCAACUUAUUGUCCUUUGAUCACUGUAUCAAUCCCUUCAGUCCCUUGGAUUCCAGAAAUCAAUUGCGGAUCCAAGACAAAUUCAAAAACUGCCAAUUCCCGUCGGAGUAAAGCUGGUUCAACUCUCCAAAAAAAGGCAAAAGUAGAAAAGCAUUGA
Puccinia triticina is the source of this 1284-nucleotide messenger RNA. RefSeq lists its product as uncharacterized. NCBI's taxonomy places the organism in Eukaryota, Fungi, Basidiomycota, Pucciniomycetes, Pucciniales, Pucciniaceae. Bases 1 to 1284 code for a protein of 427 amino acids. The transcript has 2 exons. The record is from RefSeq and is a predicted model, not a curated record.